Leptopilina heterotoma is the source of this 1436-nucleotide messenger RNA. It is a transcript of the gene Idi, whose product is annotated as isopentenyl-diphosphate Delta-isomerase 1. Gene Ontology annotation, cellular component: cytoplasm. Bases 362 to 1117 code for a protein of 251 amino acids. The record is from RefSeq and is a predicted model, not a curated record. The transcript is spliced from 2 exons. Gene Ontology annotation, biological process: isoprenoid biosynthetic process; isopentenyl diphosphate biosynthetic process. Gene Ontology annotation, molecular function: isopentenyl-diphosphate delta-isomerase activity. NCBI's taxonomy places the organism in Eukaryota, Metazoa, Arthropoda, Insecta, Hymenoptera, Figitidae.
CCUUCCACUCGUCUUAUUCUCCCUGCUUCUCAGUGCUUCUUCUAUGCAACUAUAUACUUUUACUUUUACUAUCUGUUUUCUUUUCAUGUAAAUUUACAUUGAAAAUGAAAAAAAUAUGAAUAUAUUUUAGGUCGUGACAUCUUUUACAUUUUUAUGUUAAUUUAUUAUCCAAAGAGGAAUUCAUUAUCGCAGCUUUUACAUUUAGAUUUGAGAAUGAGAGUUCUAUACUGAUUGUACCUUGCUGAGUGACAGUUGUGAAAGCGGAUGUUUAGUAUUAAAAAUAUUAAAAAGGCAAAAAUAAUUUUUUGUACUUUUUUAUCUUAUCAGACUUGAUUGUGAUUUAAAUUUAUUUCGCUUGAAAAUGGCUUUACGAACGAUAUUAAAUACUGGGAGAAAAAUAUAUUCUGGUAUUCAAGAAGAAUGUAUACUGUCGAAAAACAUGCAUUCGAAUAUAAAAGUUGCACCAUUACAAAAGGCUGCUUUGGAAGAACGAUGUAUUUUAAUUGAUGAAUUUGAUAAAUCAAUUGGCGAAGCAACGAAAAAAUAUUGUCAUUUGAUAAGUAAAGAGGGUAGUGUUCCUCUUCACAGAGCAUUCAGCGUUUUUCUUUUUAAUGCAAAUGGAGAUCUAUUAUUGCAAAAAAGAUCUUCCACAAAGAUAACUUUUCCGGAUCAUUUUACUAAUACGUGCUGUAGUCAUCCACUAGCGGAAAUCUCAGGUGAAUCGGAAGAACAUGACGCUCUCGGCGUUCGUAAAGCGGCUCAACGAAGAUUAAACUUUGAAUUGGGAAUUCCUUUAAAUGAAAUAUUGCCAAACGAUUUGUUUUACCUGACGAGAAUUCAUUAUCAAGCAUUGGGCGAAUCUUGCUGGGGCGAACAUGAAAUAGAUUAUAUUCUUUUCGCUCAGAAAGAUAAAAUUACAUUAGAUCCAAAUCCUGACGAAAUAAGCGAAAUUCGUUGGAUCCCUCGAUCUGAAAUUGAAAAUUUUAUCAAGACCACAAAAGAUCCUCUAACUCCAUGGUUUAAACUUAUAUCGGAACACAAACUUACCAUGUGGUGGGAUAAUUUAAAUAAUCUUGAAAAGUUUUCUGAUCAUUCUACAAUUCAUCGUUUUCUGUGAAGAUGAUUGUUUUUACAUUAUCACAGUAAAAACCCCAUUAUCGGGACUAAAUGAUGCAGGCAGGCAGGCAGGCAGGCAGGCGUCCGGAUAAAAUAGAGUUCACCAAAUUUUAUAAUUAUAUUAUCCACUUAGACAUGUAUUUAUUUAAAACGUUCGAAAUAUAAUUAUUAGGAUGCUUAUGAAGGCAGUAUAAAUAAUUAUGUUUUAUACAAAUGGUUAUCAAUUUUCAUCACUUUUUAGUUAAAAUACUAUAAUGGGGUUUGUACUGUAUUUUUUUGCAAAUAUAUAUUUUUACAAUAAAAUGUUCUUUUGACCUGUA